Molecule: messenger RNA, 765 nt
Organism: Nematostella vectensis (starlet sea anemone)
Lineage: Eukaryota; Metazoa; Cnidaria; Anthozoa; Actiniaria; Edwardsiidae
Product: spermatogenesis-associated protein 24
Exons: 5
Coding region: 26-619 (197 amino acids)
Cellular component (GO): nucleus; cytoplasm
Molecular function (GO): DNA binding
Source: RefSeq, a predicted model, not a curated record
GAGGCGCGCAAAUCGAAAAACCAAGAUGGCGGCUACCGCGGCUACCAGCGAGCCAAGUUACAUGAUAGUAAACAAACAACUUCGGGAUGUUGUACGAGCCCAAGAGACGACCAUUGCACGACUUGUAGCCAUGUGUCAGUCAAACAAGGAGGACUUAGUCCCAAGAGAAGAAUAUGAGAGAUUAUCAAGACAACUCGAGGAUGAAAAACUGGAACAUAUGAAGACUAAAGCAAAGCUUGCAGGCGAAAGUGAGAAACUGCAGUUUGCGCUGGGUGAGGUUGAUAUCCUUAAUAAACAGCUACAGAGAGAAAAGACAGCAUUUGAAAAGGCGUUUGGAAGUUUAAAAAAUAAAGCACAGAUGAAAUCUCAAGAAAGGGAUGACCUUUUGAAUAAGUGUGAAGAGAUGGAAGUUAUUUGCCACAAGCAAGAUGAUGUACUGACAGCUAAAGAAUCGAAAAUCAAAGACCUGAAGAUGAGACUUGCAAAGCAGAAAGAAAACCACAAAAAGCAGCUAUCCGACCUUGAAAUUCAGAGGGAGCAAGAGAGAUAUAUUGUCCUCAAUACUCUUGCAAAAGAUGAAAACAAAGUGAAGAGGAAGAAACGAGUCACUUUUAGAUAAUCUCUUCACUCUUGUUUUCUAUCCAUUUCAUCUUUUUGAUGGAAUUAGAAUUUAUAGUUAGAUUUUGCAAGAUGUCAUUUUAGAAGAAAGCUAGGAAGGACAAGGAAAAUUUGUAAAAAGAUGACAGAGAGAGGGAGAGAUAAAAA